AUGUCUUCUUCGAGUGGAGUUUCUGGUACACUAGACCCCAUAGCAGUAGAUCCAGAUGAUCCGAUGCCCACAGAUCCCGAGAUUUAUACAUCUGAUACUGACAGCAGUGAUGAUGACGACUUCCAGCCUUUUUCUUUGUCGGAUGUCGGAGACGAUGUUCAGCUCGCUGAUGGUAUUCUAGUCGGGGAUCUACCUCUUGCUGAGAUCCCUGCUCCUGUUCCACUUGCCGCAUUUCCCGUAGAGGAUUUGCCACUUGAUGUUGUGUCUGAUGACGACCUCGAUCUUUUCGUCGAGGGUCCCCCUGAGGACGACCAUGAGGGUGGGGCCCCGAUUGCUGAUGAUGUCGCCAUUCCUUUGGUUGAGGUUCCGGUUACGGAUGCUGUCGUUUUACAACCUGUUGAGGCUCCCGCUGAGGAGAUUUUAUCUGAUCAGCCCGGUACCGAUUCUUUUGAGUCAGUAUCAUCUUCCACUUUGCACGCCGUCGGAUUGCGGCAAUAUCCUAUUGACUCCGACUCCGAUACAACUAUGUCAGCUGUACCUGGUUCACCCCACGAGUUUGAGUUUGAUCCUGAGUUCGAGGACGAGUUUGAUCCAGUUUUUCCUCCUGAUUUUGAUCCCGAUCACGAGAUCGAGUUUAUUCCUGAUGACCAGCCCUUGGAGGCACCAGUGGUUCCUAUUAAUCAGCUUCUUGAUGUACCUGCCGACUUUGAUAUGGACUUUGCCGACCCGGAGCCUGUUACUGCUCAUGACCCUGUACUUGUGAACGACCCUGUUCUUGAUGAUGCUCCAGUCGUUGCACCGCCUGUUGUGGAUGCACCAGCCAUUGCACCACCCAUUGUUGAUAUCCCCGUUAUUGCACCGAUAUUACCUGAUUCAGCCCCUGUGUAUGCUGACCAUGCCCCGUUUGCCACUCACAACGAUCCUCGAUACGCUGACACCCACAACGGGUGGAUCGAUGAUGACGAUUAUCUCUCAUAUGUUAGACCCGUCACUCCCUCUCAUGCACCCAUCUCUGCACCGAUCAAUGUUGCCCCUCCUUUUCCCCAUGUUUUAGAUAUCCAUCGCACCGACCUUCCUAUCACUUUUCUCCAGGACAUUCCUCCACCUCGUCCUGGGGAGGGUUCAUCGAGGCAGCAGCCUGCUUUUGUCCCGCCUGUGUCGUCAGCUGUACCAUUCAUGUCUCAGUUUCCUCGCACUACAUCACCUUUUGCACAUAUGGGCGAGCCAUUUUUGUGGUCAUCGCCCAAUGUUAUGCCUCUGUCAGACCUAUAUCACCCGUUUCAUGUCGGAUAUACCACAGAUGACAUACUUAUAUCCCUGCAGUUACAGCAGGAUGCUUUGAGUCGUCGAGUCCAGGAGCUGGAGAGGACUCCGCGUCCCCCCCCCCUUGUCAUUAAGAUGCCUCCACGACGAAACACCCGCCUGCCUACUACUGAGGCGGAACUCCAGGAGCGAAUUGCUGUAGCUAUAGCACAAUAUGCGGCUCCCAUGCAGAAACAAGCAUGA
Messenger RNA from Helianthus annuus (common sunflower), 1506 nucleotides. Its product is annotated as calphotin-like. Bases 1 to 1506 code for a protein of 501 amino acids. Lineage: Eukaryota; Viridiplantae; Streptophyta; Magnoliopsida; Asterales; Asteraceae. The record is from RefSeq and is a predicted model, not a curated record. The transcript has 2 exons.